This is a messenger RNA of Rhinolophus ferrumequinum (greater horseshoe bat), 3968 nucleotides long. It is a transcript of the gene TPCN1, whose product is annotated as two pore segment channel 1. Gene Ontology annotation, cellular component: lysosomal membrane; endosome membrane. Gene Ontology annotation, biological process: monoatomic ion transport; transmembrane transport. The coding region runs from base 19 to 2760 and encodes 913 amino acids. The record is from RefSeq and is a predicted model, not a curated record. The transcript has 28 exons. Gene Ontology annotation, molecular function: voltage-gated channel activity; monoatomic ion channel activity. Lineage: Eukaryota; Metazoa; Chordata; Mammalia; Chiroptera; Rhinolophidae.
GGGGACAGUAGGCGGUGGAUGGGAGAGCUGGCGCAGCUGCCGUGGUGGCAGCAGCUGAAGUGGCGGCGGCGGCGGCUGCAACAGCUCCCGGCUUGGGGCUUUGGCGGCGACGCCGGCAGGCUGGGCUGCACGGUGCUGAGCCCGGCGCGCGGUCCGGUUUGCUGGGGCGGCGCGUAUGCCUCAAAUGGAGGAGUUUCUGAGAAGCACUUCUGGGCCAGUGGCUUUGAAAGGGAGCUCAAAGCAGACGCUAUUUACAGCUCUAGACAUCGCAUCCUGAGGGCUGCAGGAGAGGAGAAUAUGGCCGUGGCCAUGAGUUUAGAUGACGACGUUCCCCUCAUCCUGACCUUGGAUGAAUGUGGGGCUGCCCCACUGGCUCCCUCCAACGGCCUGGGCCAAGAGGAGCUGCCUAGCAGAAAUGGAGGCAGCUAUGCCGUCCACGACUCCCCGGCCCCCAGCCUGAGCUCAGAGGGCGACAGUUUCCCCUCGAGCCCCACCGGACACAACUGGGAGAUGAAUUAUCAAGAGGCAGCCAUCUACCUCCAGGAAGGCGAGAAUAACGACAAGUUCUUCACCCACCCCAAGAAUGCUGUCGCGCUGGCGGCCUACCUCUUCGCACACAACCACCUUUUCUACCUGAUGGAGCUCUUCACGGCCCUGCUUCUGCUGCUGCUGUCCCUGUGUGAGGCCCCCGCUGUCCCCGCACUCCGGCUUGGCAUCUACGUCCACGCAACCUUGGAGCUGCUCGCCCUGAUGGUGGUUGUCUUUGAACUCUGCAUGAAGUUGCGCUGGCUGGGCCUCCACACCUUCAUCCGGCACAGACGGACCAUGGUCAAGACUUCCGUGCUGGUGGUGCAGUUCAUCGAGGCCAUCGUGGUGUUGGUACGGCAGACGUCCCACGUGCGGGUGACCCGGGCACUGCGCUGCAUUUUCCUGGUGGACUGUCGGUACUGCGGUGGCGUCCGGCGCAACCUUCGGCAGAUCUUCCAGUCCCUGCCACCCUUCAUGGACAUCCUCCUGCUGCUGCUCUUCUUCAUGGUCAUUUUCGCCAUUCUUGGUUUCUACUUGUUCUCCCCGAACCCUUCAGACCCCUACUUCAGCACCCUGGAGAGCAGCAUUGUCAGUCUGUUCGUCCUUCUGACCACGGCCAAUUUCCCAGACGUGAUGAUGCCCUCCUACUCCCGGAACCCCUGGUCCUGUGUCUUCUUCAUCGUGUACCUCUCCAUCGAGCUGUACUUCAUCAUGAACCUGCUUCUGGCCGUCGUGUUCGACACCUUCAAUGACAUUGAGAAACGCAAGUUCAAGUCUUUGCUGUUGCAUAAGCGCACCGCCAUCCAGCAUGCCUACCGCCUGCUCAUCAGCCAGCGGAAGCCUGCCGGCAUCUCCUACAGGCAGUUUGAAGGGCUGAUGCGCUUUUACAAGCCCCGGAUGAGUGCCAGGGAGCGCUACCUUACUUUCAAGGCCUUGAAUCAGAGUAACACGCCUCUGCUCAGCCUGAAGGACUUUUAUGAUAUAUACGAAGUCGCCGCCUUGAAGUGGAAGGCAAAGAGAAAUAGAGAGCACUGGUUUGAUGAGCUUCCCAGGACAGCGUUCCUUAUCUUCAAAGGAAUUAAUAUCCUUGUGAAGUCCAAAGCCUUCCAGUAUUUCAUGUACUUGGUGGUGGCAGUCAACGGGGUCUGGGUCCUCGUGGAGACCUUCAUGCUGAAAGGUGGAAACUUCUUCUCCAAGCACGUGCCCUGGAGUUCCCUCGUAUUCCUGACUAUCUACGGGGUGGAAUUGUUCCUGAAGGUCGCCGGCCUGGGCCCUGUUGAGUACCUGUCCUCUGGAUGGAAUCUGUUCGACUUUUCCGUCACCGCAUUCGCCUUCCUGGGACUCCUGGCCCUGGCCUUCAACAUGGAGCCCUUCUAUUUCAUAGUGGUCCUGCGUCCCCUCCAGCUGCUGAGGUUAUUCAAAUUGAAAAAGCGUUAUCGCAACGUGCUGGACACCAUGUUCGAGCUGCUGCCGCGGAUGGCCAGCCUGGGCCUCACCCUGCUCAUCUUCUACUACUCCUUCGCCAUCGUGGGCAUGGAAUUCUUCUGUGGGAUCCUCUACCCCAACUGCUGCAAUACGAGUACAGUGGCAGACGCCUAUCGCUGGCUCAAUCACACCGUGGACAACAGGACCGUUGUGGAGGACGGCUACUACUAUCUCAAUAAUUUUGACAACAUCCUGAACAGCUUUGUGACCUUGUUUGAACUCACAGUUGUCAACAACUGGUACAUCAUCAUGGAAGGCGUCACCUCGCAGACCUCACACUGGAGCCGCCUCUACUUCAUGACCUUCUACAUCGUGACCAUGGUGGUGAUGACUAUUAUCGUGGCUUUCAUCCUGGAGGCCUUCGUCUUCCGAAUGAACUACAGCCGCAAGAACCAGGACUCGGAAGUUGAUGGUGGCAUCACUGUUGAGAAGGAAAUUUCCAAGGACGAGCUGCUGGCUGUCCUCAAGCUGUACCGGGAGACGCGGGGAGCCGCCUCGGAUGUCCCCCAGCUGCUGAAGACCGUGUCCCAGAUGGAGAGGAACGAGCAAAACACCAUGGUCUUUCUGGGACGGAGAUCAAGGACCAAAAGCGAUCUGAGCCUGAAGAUGUACCAAGAGGAGAUUCAGGAGUGGUACGAGGAGCACGCCCGCAAACAGGAGGAACAGCAGCAACAGCUCAGUGGCAGCGGUGUCCCCGUCACCCAGCAGCCCCCAGGCAGCCGCCAGCGCUCCCAGACCAUCACUUAACCAGCUCACGAAAGCCAUCUCUUCUAUGCAAUAACACAAUAGUAUAUUUUACUACGAUGUAUCGAAGUGUGUGUGUGUGUGUGUGUGUAAUACACACACAUACACACAUUCAUAUAUAUGCACAUAUUUAUAUAUAGAAAAAGGAAAAGACAGACAGACAAGAUGGGGUUUGGUUUGUAAUCACUUUGCCCUGUUUUCCUUAACCCCAGGUCAGUUUGGUUUGGGGGUGGGGGGGCAGGCCCCUAGGAGCUCUCCGUAACAUGGAAAGCUCCAGAAGGCCCCUUCACAAGACGACCACUUGAAUAGAUUCUGCCCAUCUCUGCAGGGCUUGUCUUCAAAGUGGACCAGCCCUCCGUAGGCCACGUCCGCAUCCAAACCGGCCCCCUGACAUUGCUUUCAGAAUCACGUCCCAGCUGACAGCUACCCCACUAACUUUCCCUGCGGCCACUUCACGGGUUUCUGUGUCUUGCUUUGGGGACAAAACCACUUAGGAAUGAAAGAACCCACAUCCUCGGGGCUCGUACGUCUAUAUAUAGAUAUAUGAUAAUGUACUAGAACGUUCUUAGGGGGACCAGUGCCUUGGGCCUGAUGGAAAGAGUAAGCGAGGGGUGUAAUUAUACGGUGUGGUCAGCGCUAGGCAGCAAGACGGCGCUGACGCAGUCUGUGAACUGGCUCAUGUCUUCCUCUCCCACAUUCCUUCUGGUUUGGUUUCAGCCCUUGUUGCUGAAAAGCCUUCUAACAUGGCCUUUGGAAUCCAGGCCCCGCAGGAGGAGGAAACAAGCACGAGGCUGGCCGAUGGCUACCAUCCCCGACCAAUUCGUGAAACGGACUCUCUCCACUAAAUCCCUUUUCCCCGUGAUUGUCCUGUUUGAGCAAAAAGACAUGUUGGCUAAUUCAGGAUUCUGCUAGAGACCAUACAGCUCCUUCACACGUGUGCAUUAGGUUCCACUGCGGGGAAUGGGAGCAAGAGCACAGACCCCCACGCCCACCCCCCGCCGGCUGACCUCAGCGGCCCUGUGGCUGAACCCUGUGCUCGGUCCCCUUGGCCAGCUCUCCCCUCACCUUGGACAGUCGCCCUCCGUGGACUUGACAGAGGCAGGAGUGGGGCCUCUGCUCCCCACAGGAGUGAUUGGGGCAGCUGUUCAGGUGAACCCUCCGUUCCCCAAGCACUCCUGGUGCCCUGGGGAGUCCUCUGUGAGAUGGGUGUG